Anisakis simplex (herring worm) is the source of this 1518-nucleotide messenger RNA. The record is from the annotation of a GenBank genome assembly. Lineage: Eukaryota; Metazoa; Nematoda; Chromadorea; Rhabditida; Anisakidae.
AUGGCACAGAUGCGCGGACCAGUAGAGCGUACAAUCAGUGAAGAAGAUGUGCAGGAUAUCCUCAAAAGACAACGCAAUGAAAAAUGGUUUUGCUAUGCACUUCAGCUCUUUAACGGAAUUCAAUUUUCCGUUCUUGCCGUAUCGAUGUGGCCAUUUUUGAAGACUAUCGAUGCGAGAGCGGAAAUGGUAUUCUACGGGUGGGUUGUAGCGAUGUUUCCAUUUGGUCAAACGUUCGGCUCGAUGCUGUUUCAAUACGCUUAUCGAAAGCGCGGAACAAUGUACCGUCCAGUUGCGACUGCCUUUCUGCUGAUGGGAAUAGCUCAUGCACUCUACGUGACGUUACCGCUUUAUGCUUCCGGCAAAUGGGAAAUGCUUGUAACGAGGUUCAUUUUUGGCUUAGGUGCAGGGAAUAUGAGUGUUGUUCGAGCGAAUAUCAGGAGUGAUCGUAUACACGACUGUCGAUGGAGGAAGGUCUCGAUUGAUCUAGCGAUGUUCAUGCUGGGUCUGACGAUUGGACCCGUAAUUGCGGUACUGUGCGCAUUUCUGAAACAAAAGGGUUUCAUGCUCGGAAUACUACCGGUGACAAUGUACAAUCUGCCUGCAUUCUUGAUGGUCAUACUUUCGUGUGUAGUUACCGUUGUUGCAUUGAGUUGUUUCGAUGUGAACGAUCGAAGAAGUAUUCCCGAUGAAAUAUCUGAUUUUGGUGAACCACCGGUACCCAUAACACUACCCUGUUUCGAUAGAUUAGGUGCAGCUGUUUGCGUUGCUAUUUGGCUGGUGAUACAGUGCGUAGCCGUAAAUAUUGAAGUGUUGAUGGUUCCGUUCUCGAUUGCACUUUAUAAUUGGGACGAUCAACAAGCACUGUUCUACGAUGGUCUCAUCCUUUUUGGUUCGACGAUGGUUAUGUGUGCGGUUUUUGUAGCAAUUGGAUUCAAGAAAACGAACAAUUAUGAUGGACGUAAAGCUGUUUGCGUCGGACUGAUCUUAAUGUUGCUCUAUCAUCUUUUCAUGAUACCAUGGCCAUUCUACCCAUCACACUAUCCCGAGCCAGCUGUUAUAAAAGCGCAUUAUUCCGGAGUUUGUCCGAUAGCAUACGAUUGGUGCAGUAGCUCCACGAUCGUUCCUCUGCCCGUUUUCAUUGUUCUGACAAUUGUUUUGCUGGGGUUCGGGUUUGCGAUCGCUGGUGAAGCAACUGGAACACUGUUUUCGGCGAUUCUUGGACCGAUCCAUUUGGAAGCCAUUCAGAUAUUGUUCGAUGAUGUCGGAAAUUUGGGACGUUGCGCGAUGGCAGUGAUUUCAACUGUGCUUUUCGAGAAGUUUGGUUAUUUCAUACCGAUGGUAAUACAGUGUGGACUGAUUGCAUUGGCACUUAUAGCCACACUUAUUUGUCGUCAACGACUUGUUCGUAUGGAGUUACCGUCACCUCAGUUGUCAUUUUCUGAGCCUGUCACACCACCUCUGCAGUCAGUUCGUGAGUCCAACGAAGUGCCAACAAUUUAUAUCACUCCUCCAGAGUAA